AAAAAACACUCAAGCACCCACACACACUUACACCAUGCGUAUGUCCCCCCUCUCUCUCUUCCUCACUCUCCCCUCCUCCUCUAUCCUGCUCAAGCGCACCCGCAUGACUGUUGCCCUGGCUCAUCACCCCGUCUCUCACCUCUGCGCGACUAUGCCAUGCAUGAAGCACCCGAUCGCGUCUUCUCUACACACGCGUGUCAAUCUGUUAUCAUCAUGGCUCACUGUGCAAGAGUCAAUUGAGAAACCAACAACAACAAUCAGACGCGUCGCUAUGCAGGCUAGGGUCAGGAACAUGGAGCAUGGAACAACAAGUAAACAAAAAACCAAAACAACAUACUAACACUCCCCAAGCUAAGGACUCUACCACUACUCGUGCUGCCGCUCCGCGUGCCAAGAAGGAGAAGAAGGACCCUAAUGCACCCAAGAAGGCAUUGUCCUCCUACAUGCUCUUCACCCAAGACCACCGACAAAUUGUGUUGAGCGAGAACCCCGGCAUUCCUUUCGGUAUCCUUCCUCACUUGUUGUACUGACUGAUGCUAACGAUUCCUAGGACAAGUCGGCAGGGAGCUCGGUACACGAUGGAAGAACCUGUCGGAUGCAGACAAGAAGCCUUACGAGGACAAGGCAAAGGCCGCCAAGGCCAAGUAUGAAGAGGAGAAGGCUGCUUAUGAGCUCGAG
Molecule: messenger RNA, 678 nt
Organism: Protomyces lactucae-debilis
Lineage: Eukaryota; Fungi; Ascomycota; Taphrinomycetes; Taphrinales; Protomycetaceae
Exons: 1
Coding region: 300-530 (76 amino acids)
Source: RefSeq, a predicted model, not a curated record